This is a messenger RNA of Lolium rigidum, 1949 nucleotides long. RefSeq names its product probable amino acid permease 7. Lineage: Eukaryota; Viridiplantae; Streptophyta; Magnoliopsida; Poales; Poaceae. Gene Ontology annotation, cellular component: plasma membrane. The record is from RefSeq and is a predicted model, not a curated record. Bases 270 to 1655 code for a protein of 461 amino acids. The transcript has 7 exons.
CGCUGGGAGAAGCCAGUCACAACAGAGCCGCCAGACCCGAUGCGAGUCCACCAUUGAAAUAAGCCUCUUUCUCGGCCGCGCAAUCCACCGCCGCAUCAUUACCUCGACGAAUCACGGCUCUGAAUUAUCAGCCACCAAUCCACCAUUUGCCAAGUAACUCCAUCCAGUGCAGAGAGUCGAUCCCCGGCCGGAACACGAUUAACCACUUCACCGUCCGGCGGGCCGGGGCCGGGAAGAAGGUAGAGUAGAAUCCCUCCGACGAGGCGACUAUGGCGUUCGGCGAAGGCGGCGGCGACGCCUCGGCCCCUCUCAUCUCUUCCGACGGCUCGAAGAUCGUCAGAAACGGGAACGAGUGGACGGCGUCGGCGCACGUGAUCACGGCGGUGAUCGGGUCCGGGGUGCUGUCGCUGGCGUGGAGCAUGGCGCAGCUGGGGUGGGUGGCCGGGCCGGCCACCAUGGUGGUGUUCGCCUCCGUCACGGCGCUGCAGUCCACCAUCUUCGCCGACUGCUACCGCUCGCCGGACCCGGAGCACGGCCCGCACCGCAACCGCACCUACGCCAACGCCGUCGAGCGCAACCUAGGUAGCAGCAGCGCGUGGGUGUGCCAGUUGUUGCAGCAAACGGCACUGUUCGGCUACGGGAUCGCCUACACCAUCACUGCCUCCACCAGCUUCAGGGCGAUUCUCAAGGCCAACUGCUACCACGCGCGCGGGCACCAGGCUCCGUGCACCUACGACGGCAGCUACUACAUGCUCAUGUUCGGCGGCAUGCAGCUCCUCCUCUCCUUCAUACCGGACUUCCACGACAUGGCAUGGCUCUCCGUCGUCGCCGCCAUCAUGUCCUUCUCCUACGCCUUCAUCGGCCUCGGGCUUGGCCUCGCCAACACCAUCUCUAAUGGUGUUAUCAAAGGAAGCAUAACGGGUGUGCCUAUGAAAACCCCUGUCGCCAAGGUAUGGCGCGUCUCGCAGGCCAUCGGCGACAUCGCGUUCGCGUACCCGUACUCCUUGAUCCUCCUUGAAAUUCAGGACACCUUGAAAUCGCCACCGGCCGAGAACAAGACGAUGAAGAAGGCGUCCAUCAUCUCGAUCAUGGUCACCACCUUCUUCUACCUCUGCUGCGGCUGCUUCGGCUACGCCGCCUUCGGGAGCGACGCGCCGGGCAACCUCCUCACCGGCUUCGGUUUCUACGAGCCCUACUGGCUCAUCGACUUCGCCAACGCCUGCAUCAUCAUCCACCUCCUGGGUGGCUACCAGGUGUACAGCCAGCCGAUCUACCAGUUUGCGGACAGGUACUUCGCGGAGCGGUACCCGGGGAGCGGCUUCGUCAACGACUUCCACACCCUGAAGCUGCCGCUGCUGCCGCCGCUCCGGGUGAACCUCCUGCGCGUCUGCUUCCGGACGCUGUACGUGGCGAGCACCACCGCCGUGGCGCUCUUUGUCCCCUACUUCAACGAGGUGCUGGCGCUGCUCGGCGCGCUCAACUUCUGGCCGCUCGCCAUCUACUUCCCCGUCGAGAUGUACUUCAUCCAGCGGAAGGUGCCCCGCUGGUCCACGCGCUGGGUCGUCCUCCAGGGCUUCAGCGCCCUCUGCCUCCUCGUCAGCGCCUUCGCGCUCGUCGGCUCCGUCCAGGGCGUCAUCAGCCAGAAGCUAGGCUAGUAUAUGUACAUUCAGGAGAUAUUCUUCUUCAUAUAUUUGGAAAAUAGUUAGAUUGCUUUCUAGUGUAACUGUGAUGGAGGACGUCACUACUGUGUAUGUGAUUGGAGAGCAUUAGUUUUCUCCCUCCGUGGUGUGGCGAUGAACAACGGAGUACAUAGAGGCAUGUUGUUGUAUUCUUGCACAGCAGGAUCGAUCGGGGAAUGGCACACCGUUUUCAGUGCCUUCCUUCUGGCUCCUGCAUUGGACUGAAGCAUGUACUGCACAUUAUGUCAGAUUGCCAGAUUACUUGAUUUC